AUGCACGUGAUACCACACACACCACACACUUCAAGUGCCAUACAUCCAGCAGAUAGUCCUGCGGAGGCUACAGCACCUUCUGAAGCCGGUCUCGGUUCAGAAGUUUCGCAAGCACAGAUAAAUAACAACAAUUUCGAGGUUUCCGGAGAUCGAGACGCAGGUGGCAACCAUUUGCCUAUUGAAGGCGAGCCAAUGACUGGCACUGUGUUCGAGCACUCGAUGUCAUCCAGGUGUCCCGAUGCUUUGACGCCUGAGGGGGAAUCAUUCAUCGUGCACAAGCUCGGACCUGACGUAGGCCCGUUCAGGAUGCAUCCUAACUACAACCACGUUGAGUCCGCCAUCUGGGCCCAUGGCCAUCGUGCUUUGGGCUGUUUGCUUAACGAUCCAGACAGUAGGGACUUCAUCGCAAUUGUAAGGGCAUGGAUGAUGGUGGCAGGAGAGAUGUUUCCUCCUGAAUGGCCAGGUCUGGAAGUACCCUUCCAACUAGCAUUUUAUCAACCAGAGUUCCAAACGAUUCGUCGCUGGCGGACUGAGCCCGAUCCGGUACUUAGGCAAUUACAGCUCCGCGUCAGUGCCGAAAAAUUGAUGAAUGAGUGGGCGCACAGGUUUCCGGUGCCCGAGAGUGAUCCCCAUGACUGGACAUUUGGUGUCGCAGCACAAGCACCUUCCGAGACUGGUAACCUUGCGGAUCUCGGCACACGGUCUGGAGGGCUGUCGUAUCUUGAGUACCAUAAUCGCGUGUUUUUCGUUGAUCGAGGUAGGACAGAUGGGGAGCAUGGCGAAAUUGUGGGAUGGCGGCGGCAGGGCCGGGGAUUCCAGUUCGCGAUCAACUUUGCUCGUCAACAAAGCAACCACUACAUGCUGAUCAAAUGCAGCUACUUUGGCAGAGGCUCUGGUAUGGGCAAGCUUCCGAAACAUACAACCAAGAACGUUACACGUCUUUCGACUUUCCGACGUGGCAGCAGCGUACGAAAAUCGUUAUGGGGUCAAAGCUGCCCUGGAAGAGUGGAGAAAUUUAGCAAGGCAGGAGGAUAG
Molecule: messenger RNA, 1035 nt
Organism: Pseudocercospora fijiensis CIRAD86
Lineage: Eukaryota; Fungi; Ascomycota; Dothideomycetes; Mycosphaerellales; Mycosphaerellaceae
Exons: 1
Coding region: 1-1035 (344 amino acids)
Source: RefSeq, a predicted model, not a curated record